AACUCUGUUCUAAACAUUUCUGCUCUUUGUUUCUUUUUCAUCACAAAAAAAAAAAAAUUUCUUUACAUAUCAAUUUAAAUGUUUUUGAAUGAAUAGAUUUUUUUAAUUUAAGAGAUUUCACAAAAUGAUCUCUUAUUUAUUGUCUAUUUUAUUUAACGUUUUAUUUCUAUUGUUUGUCAUAAAAUGUGUUAAAUCAAUUGAACCUCAAGCAAGUCAAGAGGGAUCGUUACAUUCUUUUAAAAAUUAUAUAGAUGUUGCAAUGUUUCAUUAUUCCGUACCAAAAGAAGUUCUCAGGGCUACUUGGCAAUUUGCCGCAUUUAUGGAUGGCAAAGAAUGUCCUUCGAGACAAGUUCAUAUAUAUUUACAAUGGGGUAGUUAUCCAAUUAUUUCAGAGAGGAAUGCAACUUUUCCUCCACAUGUAGUUCCAGAUAGAAAUCAUUCAUUUUCCAUGUCUACCUGGACGACUUUUGAACCAAAAGUCGUUACUGUUAUACCUGUUUACAGUCCUUUACCUGGUGAUUGGUUUGUUGGUGCAUAUUUGUCACAUUGGGAUGAAAAAGUACAACAACAGGGACUUGGUCACAAAUGUCGUUACAGUAUUGGAUCAGUGGCACUUUGGAAUCAAAUGGGCGAUAUACAAAAUAUUCCCUUGGGUUAUCAAAAAACGAUGAAAACAAGCGAGGCAAUUUCUUAUUAUAAAAUAUUUAUUCCUUCAGGAACUUGGCAUUUUCAAGUUCAAAUAUGGAACUGUAAAUUCAUACGAAAAAUUGAUAAUGAUCUACGAAUACCUUGUAUUCUUGGAUUGUCAUUGGAAGCUCGUGUUUUACCUGUUUUUAAUCACACUCAUCCAAGUUCAAUGAGAAAUUUAACAAAUUCAGAUACAUAUACAUUUACCGAACUAUCGCCAUAUGAAGAUAGUUAUUAUUAUUUACUAGUCAUUUCAAAUACAACAAUAAAUUUUAAUGUUGAAGUUACAACAAGUGAUUGUCCUGUAAAAGUAAUAGACAAAUCAAUAGUAAAAACUCUAUUGAGCGCAUCUUAUUUGCCAAAAGAAUCAUUAACAGAAUUAUAUGCGGAUAAUUUUAACAAAAAUAGAAUACAUUCUUUUGAUGAUCAAAAAAAUUUAUUACAACCAACAGCUUUGACAUUUCACAAAGAGGAAGAUAUUGAACCGGAAGAUUCAUGUAUACCAAGAUUUCAGCUUGCUAGAGUUAAACAUCCACAAACAUUUUCAAAUGUCUAUUUAUUACAGGGUCAAGAAUGGUUAACUUCAUGGAUUAUUUUAACAGACGAUUAUCCAGUAAUUACGCAGUUUGAUAUUUUACCUCAUAUUGACAUUGGGGGUAUUUUAGUAAUUAACAUUCAUUUGGAAGUGGAAAAGUUGGUAACAGAACAAUCGAUAGAGGUAAUAGUAUGCAUUAGACAAGGGAGAAAACCAAAAAGAAUAAAAGGAAAGAUUAUCUGCGAUGACAAGAAAUUAACUUUAAAUUUAUCAUCACAUGGAAAACAUAAUGGUUCUAUAAUGAUUCCUUAUCCAAUGCCAGACACCUGGUACAUUGCUUUACAAGCCAAAUGUUCUUCAAAUGGACAACCAGUUAGAUGUGAAAUGGAGGAAAUUUUAGUUUGCCUAAAUAUAAAAAUCACACAAUGUGUUCCUGUUGAUAAUCAUCCGUGUGGUGAACAUGGCGUUUGUCAAGAAACUUAUAAAGAUCUUUUAGCAUAUGCUUCAUGUAGUUGCUUUGGAGGAUAUAAAGGUUGGGGAUGUACUGAUUCAUCAGAUGUUAAUUUUGAAUCAUCCGUUUUAUUGAUGACAUUAUUAUUGACAUUAAGCAAUGCAUUUUUCCUGCCAGCUAUUGUUUUAGCAAUAAAACGAAAAUUAUACACAGAAGGCCUGGUUUAUAUGUCCACCAUGAUGUUUUCGACAUUUUAUCACGCUUGUGAUCAACAAUUUUUAACUUACUGCAUUGCCAAAUAUGAGGUGUUGCAGUAUAGUGACUUUUUCUCGAGUAUACUCUCAUUUUGGGUAACUCUAGUAUCAAUGGCACAAUUGCCAACUCGUUUUCUCUCUGUAUGUCACAUGUUUGGAGCUUUAAUAAUUGCCUUUAGUGUUGAAUCAAAUAGAACCGGUCUUAUUAGUAUUUUAAUUCCAUUGGGAAUUGGAGUUUUAUUGCCAAUUUUGUCGUAUAUUUAUGGUUGUAUCAAGACAAAAAAAUGUAAAAAACCCGAAAGCACAUGGAAAUUCAUUGUGGGUUUAUUUUUAGCAUGCAUUGGAGUUUUUCUGUUUAGUUUAGUCGAAACUAAAGAAAAUUACAGCUAUGUUCACAGUGCUUGGCACAUGUUGAUAGCACUUUCGCUUCUUUUUCUCCUACCACCGGCUCGAAAAGAAGAAUAUCCUUCCACUAGUUCUGAUUCAGUUAGCAGUUCCGAUAGUGAGCUUAUGAUUCCUUCAAAUAUUCCAAGUUUUUCCGUUUUGUCAAGUCAUGAAAAUUUAGUGACUUUAUUAAGGUAAAAACAUUCCAAGUAUAUAUUUAUAUAUUGAAAAGAAAUGACGGCAAAUAUUACAAUUGUCGAGAUACCAAAAAAAAAAAAAAAAAAUCUGUCUUACCUUUAAGCAAUGUUGUGCCAACAGCGAUUUUAUUGUUUAGAGAUGCACAGAAAUAUCUCUUAAAAUAUUUUUUGAUUUAUUAAUAAUACUCUUAACAGUUCCUAAGACGAUAUACCAAAUGUUACAUAUACAAUAGAGCAUCAUAUUUAAUGCAAAGACAAACAAUUCUAAAAGUCUACGGCCAGAAAAAAAAAUGUGAAAACAAAUAUAGAAAAAAUAGUUAAAAGAAUUCCAAUAUUAAUUUUAAAAAGAUUUCUCUGAAAUAUUUUUAAACUUGAAAGUUUAUAUUUUAAUUUGAUUUUUAACAAUAUUGGAAUAUUUUUUAACAUAAAAUAUAAUAACGUUUGUAUUUUAAACGUUGUGUGAGACAAAAGGUCUUUAAAAUGCAUUUUCAGAAAUGUAUUUUUGAAAAGAAAGUUUUCAAUCUAAAAUAUAUAUAUAAACAGAGUUAGUGAAUUAUUUUUCAUGAGAAAAGUAGAAAAGAAAAGCACAAGGAAUAAAUGAAAUAUUUUUUUAGGAAAUUAAAAAUUAUACUUCAGGAUUGAUCAAAUGAUUAUUGAAAAAUAAAAUAAUCAAAGUUACAAAAAAAAACAAACUUAAAGAAAAUACUUGAAAGAAAUUAUAUUCUUCAUGCUUUAAAUAUUAACUUAUAAUAGAAAAAACAGAGUAUUUUAAUGGAAAGAUAAUUUUCAAAACUUACAAUUGCAAUACUCAGAAUAAAUUAUGUGAUAAAAUAGCAUUCUGCAAUAAUAUUAUUUUAUUUAAUUUAUAGCAGAAUUGCUCAUAGGAGAUGAAAGACAUUGUACAUAUAUAUAUAGACUUAUAAAUAUCUUCUGCAUUUAUAUUUAGAUAUAAAUAUUAUUAUUAUUAUUAUUAUAUAAUUAUGAAAAAAAGAAAGAAACCGGUGCUUUUCAAAAUUAGUAAUAAUUGUUAUGUUUUUAAUUAAUUAAUUUUUAAUUGACAAUGAAUUUAUAUAAUAUGAAAGUCUUUUUCCUCAUAUUUCAAAAACGAGGACCAACACAAGGAAAGUAAAGCAAGAUAUUUACAAUAGCAUAAUAUUUACUAAUUAGAAGGCUUUAUUUUUUUAAAAUAAAAUACCAAAUUAGUUUAGAAAAUGUGAUUGAAGACACUUGAAUAUAAUUAAUAUGAAAUGUUAAUUAAUGCAUAAAUCAAGUUGUACCUUCGAUUGUUGUGUGUUCUAAUACCUCUACUUAAACAAUAGAAAAUUAUAUACGUAUUUCAAAAUACAAAAAAAACAUAGUUUUAAAAAUGACAAAAAUUUGUAGAUUACAAACUUUGCUUGAAAUAUUAAGCAACAAUUACAAGAUAGUUCACCUGUGAAAAAGAUUUUUAUUUUCUUUUUAAUUUAAAAUGGAAAAUAUUUUACAAUUUCUGAAAAAAAAAUUUUUUGCUUUAUUUUUCUAAAAUUAUUUUGAAAAAAGAAUGCAAAUUUUCAAAUUAAUUUUUUUUAUUUAUAGGUGAACUGUACUUUAAAAAAAAAAUCUUAUGCCAUCGUUUUAAAUAGAAUUAGAAAUUUUCAAAAUGAAUUAUUUCUCUUUAGAGAAAUGAUUUUCUCGCAAAAAUAAACUUUGUCUCUACUAGAAGAGAAUACUAUGUGAAAUAGAAAUAUGUAAAAAGUAGUAUUUGCUGAAAAGUAUUUCAUAUAUAUAUACUUAGGUAUAUAUACAUAUAUAUGUAACUUGUAGACUUAUAGAAAAUCUAAAAUUUAGAAUUUAAAAGCAGCAGAACAAAAAGUUUGAAAAUUAGAUAUAGAACCAUGACUUAUAUUUUAAAAUUAUUAUAAGUAAUUAUUUAUAUAUACUUAAUAGUUUAUUUAUUAUUAAGUAUUUACUAAAGAAACUUUGUUAUAAAAGUUUAUUAUUUUUAUGAAACAAUGCAUAAUCAAUUUGAAUUUAAAUAUUUUGUUCAAAAAACAGAAUUUCGAAAGAAAAAUACAGAAAACGAAUUAAAAUUUAAUUCAAAUUAUUUGCCAGAAAAAUAUAUAUGAACAAAUUUUAAUUUAUGUUAUUUAUCUUCCAUGAUAUAGAAAAAAUGUAAGUUUUAACUUUAUUUUUAAGUAAUUAAUUUACAAAUUUGUUAUAUAAGUUCUUCGACAAUUUUAUCAAUGACUUACCGUUAAAUGUAGUUUAAUUUUUUAUUUAUUUAAGAAUCAUAUUGUAGUAUAUUUUAUAUUUUAUAAGAAAUUUUUCUUUUAUUUAAAAUAUACGCAAUGUGUAUGUAAAAUACGGGUCUACGAUGUACCAAGAAAAGAAAAUAUAGAAAUGAUUAUUGAAUUUUCUUAUAAAAAAAAGAAGAAAAAAAACAAAA
Messenger RNA from Leptopilina boulardi, 4933 nucleotides. RefSeq names its product post-GPI attachment to proteins factor 6-like. The transcript has 13 exons. Bases 125 to 2509 code for a protein of 794 amino acids. The record is from RefSeq and is a predicted model, not a curated record. Lineage: Eukaryota; Metazoa; Arthropoda; Insecta; Hymenoptera; Figitidae. Gene Ontology annotation, cellular component: plasma membrane.